This is a messenger RNA of Chlorella variabilis, 972 nucleotides long. RefSeq lists its product as hypothetical. NCBI's taxonomy places the organism in Eukaryota, Viridiplantae, Chlorophyta, Trebouxiophyceae, Chlorellales, Chlorellaceae. Bases 1 to 972 code for a protein of 323 amino acids. The record is from RefSeq and is a predicted model, not a curated record. The transcript is spliced from 3 exons.
AUGCCGCCCCUCAUGCAAGCCGUGCGCCUGCCCAAGGAGGAGGAGGAGGCGAGGGGGUGGCCGUGGGGGCAGGUGGCGGGCGCUGCAGCCAUCUUGCUGGGCCUCAUCCUCCUCACCACCGGCCGCUUCACGCUUGACCUGGGCGUUGGCCAGGUGUCCAGGCGGCGCAGCGCGGCGGUGCGGUGGAAGGGCGCGCCCCGGGCCGCCGUCACCAUGCAGCUGCCCUUCUGGCUGGGCGCCGCGGUGCGGCCCGCCAACAGCCCGCAGCUGACGCAGGGCGGCGCCAUCAAUGCCUCGGUGCCCCUGCCCUCGCCGCCGGCCCUCGAGGCCUGGCUGCAGCGCCACCUGUUCUUCAACACGACCCGCGGCUUCUUCCUGGAGGUGGGCGCGGGCGACGGCCUGGCCCGCAGCGCCAGCCUGUGGCUGGAGCAGGCGGCCGGGUGGCGGGGGGUGCUGGUGGAGGGCCACCCCGAGCUGUACGCGCGCCUGGCACGCAACCGCCCCGACGCCAUCUGCCUCCACGCGGCGGCGUGCCGCGAGUUUGGCGCCGCGCGCUGGGCGAACCGUGCGGGGCGGGGCGGCGCCGUGUUCGAGCUGCUGGCGGACGAGGCGCAGCGGGCGCAGCAGGGCGCCGACGGCCUGCCGCGCGUGCAGUGCACCCCGCUGCAGUUUCUGCUGGACAAGUUCUCCCUCUCCUCCAUCGACCUGCUGUCCAUCAAUGUGGCGGGGGCGGAGCUGGAGGUGCUGCGGGGGCUGGAGUUCGAGAUCUUGGACGCCAAGGUGGUGGUGGUGGGCACGGGAGGGUCCACCCAGGAUGCCGCCACCGCCGACCUGCUGGCGCAGGCGGGCUUCCAGCGGCUGAAGGUGGAGGCGGCAGAGGCGGGAGCCGUGGCGGUGUUUGUGCACAGGGCCGCGUGGCCCAGCCUGGGCAGCGCGCCUGGCGUGGGCGACGUGCGGGCCACAGCGCUGUGA